AUGUCUUUGCCUUGGCCAGAUCCUGGUUUCGUCGUGACACGUGUUGCCAACCUGACUGAGCGAUCAGUCACAGUGAAGCAGUUGAGGCAGCUGGCACUUUUCUUGCAGAGGUUGUGCAAGGCCUUGCUCCUCAAGCACAGUACCGAGCACUCCAAAGACAUUGGGUGCUAUGAUGAGUACAUAACUUGGUUCGACAUCAACAUGUAUGAUAUCACAUCGGAAGUCAUCAAGAAGGUGAUACCGUAUGUGGAUCCACAAAUAGAAGGUGCCCAGCAUGCUCAGAUAGAGCAAGAGUGGUGCAGCUGGAGUGAGUUUGUUGCACCAAAACCUCAGCCAGCAAAACUCAUGAUCAGCCACUGGUGGGGUGGACGCUUCCGAGACUUCAUGCGGGUCAUUCAAGAGUUGUGCGUCGAUGAGGCUCUACCUGGAAGCACCCCACUAUGGGUGUGCACCUUUGCCAACAAUCAAUGGGGUGAGGACUUUGGCGACAGGCUGGCAGACUGUCCUUUCUACAGAACUGUUGCAGCUGCAGAUAUGACAGUCCUGAUCGUGGAUCGGUCCGCCGGAUCUUUGGGCAGAGUUUGGUGUGGGCUGGAGCUCUAUCAGACGAUCCGGUCUCAGAAGCGAUUGCUGAUUUACACUCCAUCAGGACUCGUGGGUCACUCCUCUGGGCGGGCCUCUUCAGGACCACUGAUUGAGGCGAUCAAAGCUUGGGAUAUUCGUCAGACUGAUGCUUCAGAAGAUGCCUACCGACGGCAAAUCCUGAACUACAUCGCUGGCGUAGAUGAAUUUGAAGGCUUGGAGCUGGUAGCAGACGGUAGCCUGGCACGAGAUCAUGGCAGACCCCUCCUGGAAGAUGAAGAACUUGAAGAUCAGGCCCUACGCAGCUCUGGGGCACUGGAGUACAAGCAUGAGGCCUGCCUAUUCAAAGAUCACUCCAAAGUGUUCGAGGACCUGAAUAUGAUGGUACGAGUCGAGGUCUAUGCGACUGUUGGGCGGAGUUACAUUCUGCGAGGAUGUCAUGUGCCUCGCAAAGAGCACAGAGGUGUGAAGCUAGGACAAUGGCGGGCGUUCACGCGCCAGGCUGAGGCCGACUGGCAUCAGCGUCGCUGGACUCCAGCUUCUGGCAAGUUGGACUCGUUUGCUCCUGCGAGCUUUGGAGAUGUUGACCUCCGCAUGGUUUACAACCUGUUCGUCAAGCCGCGCGUGAGUGCUGCUACACGCUCCUACAUGGAGAUGGUGUCAGAUGGCCCACAGCUGCCCAAAUAUUAUGUCAGCAUAUCGUGGGACACUCGAAUCGCCGACGCAGCAGCGGCCAUCGACUGGUGGGCUGAGGCUCUCCAUCUACCAGACUCCACGGUCCUUUUCGUGGACUUCUUGUCUGUUGGUCCUGGUUCUGAGGGCACCAAAGGAGACGAGCAGAAGGAGCACGUGAAAGGCGUGGCUUUCCCAGCUGCCGAUGAACUGCUCGAGUGCCAGGCACUACUGGGAGUUCUGGGUCAUGAUGCGCCGGAGAUGGCAAGCGCAUGGCGGUUUCUGGAGUUCGAAUUCGCAUCGCGAAAUGGUCUAGACAUUUACAUGGCAUGCGCAACAGGGGCGCUGGCGUGUAGCUGCCCAUUUGCUGAUGGCAGCUGGGUUUUUGGCAGGUUCGAUGCUGACAUUGGACGCAGCAUGCAACAUGUCUCCAGCCGCAACUGCAAAGCCAAAGCCGGAGACCUGCAGGCCAUCAAGGAAUACUUCGAAUCAAGGGGUCAUGGACAAGCAAUCUAUGACCAAAUUGAUUGGCGAUUCCAGCGAUGGGGCGCAGGCCCCGUGCUGCGUGAAGCGGCAGAAAGUGAUGAUGACGAGGAAGUCAAGGCCAUCUGCAUGAAUCCAUCCCUUGUGAUCAACGGUUCCAGUCUGCAAGGUGCGCACAACGAAACGGCUCUGCACAUUGCGGCGGCAGCAGGCUCCAUGGAAGCCAUGAGGGCCCUCCUGAGGCUGCAUGCAGACCCCAACGCACAAGAUCAGCUGGGCGAGACCCCGCUGCACUACGCAGCCUUGGCAGGCCAAAGUGCCGCCGCAGCCUUGCUUCUUGAGGCUAAGGCUAAUAUCCUUUGCGAGAAUGCCCUCGCACAGGACCCCUUGUUCGUGGCCCAGCAGAAUCCGGCAGGCUUCCUUGGCAUUUCCAUGAGCAGCUUCGCCGGCUUUCCACUGCAGCUUUCCGGCCUAGGCACAUAG
Symbiodinium pilosum is the source of this 2220-nucleotide messenger RNA. The record is from the annotation of a GenBank genome assembly. Lineage: Eukaryota; Dinophyceae; Suessiales; Symbiodiniaceae.